This is a messenger RNA of Capronia epimyces CBS 606.96, 951 nucleotides long. RefSeq lists its product as uncharacterized. The transcript has a single exon. Gene Ontology annotation, cellular component: cytoplasm; nucleus. The record is from RefSeq and is a predicted model, not a curated record. Lineage: Eukaryota; Fungi; Ascomycota; Eurotiomycetes; Chaetothyriales; Herpotrichiellaceae. Gene Ontology annotation, biological process: secondary metabolite biosynthetic process. The coding region runs from base 1 to 951 and encodes 316 amino acids.
AUGGUGACUGCUACUGCUCCUACCACUUGGAUUGGUUGGGACAACCCGAGGGCGGAUGCCCUCCAUGAUCCGUCGCUGCAUCUGCCUCGACUGCUCUGUUUCCACGGCGGCGGGACCAAUUCCAACAUCUUCCGCACGCAAUGCCGAGCCAUCAGCAAGGCGUUGGCGACGUCGUUCCGAUUCUGCUUUGUCGAAGCACCCUACCGAUCGCAUCCUGGGCCAGAUGUCGCCCGUGUGUUCAAGGACAUGGGCCCGUUCAAAGCCUGGCUUCGCUGGAAGAACGACGAGCCAGACCCAGACACAGAUGCAGAUCAUCAGCACCAUUCCCAACACCCGCAGCACCUGCCUCCUUGCCCAGAAGCUGAUGCUGAUGCUGAUGCUGUGAGGCGCAUCCACGACAGCAUCCAAGCUGCCAUGGACCAAGACAACGAGCGUGGAGGCACCGGUGAAUGGGUUGGGCUGCUCGGCUUCAGUCAGGGCGCCAAAAUCUGCGCCAGCAUCCUCUUCACCCAGCAACACUGUGCAGAGGUGCUUGGGACUCGGAACCAGACCCAUGGCCAUGGCCCUAGCCCUGACCUCCCUCGCUUUCGCUUCGCCGUCCUCCUCGCCGGCAGAGCGCCUUUGGUCUGGCUGGAUGCGACAUCCGACGUGACCAUGGCCACAGGAGUCGUUGGGGCGGCCACACUGUCCACGGCGUUGAAUAAUGGUAUCAGCCUGCCUCCCAUCCCAUUGGCCGAUCGGUUGCGUACGCCUACGCUGCAUGUCCACGGUCUCCGCGAUCCGGGCCUUUCGCUGCAUCAAGAAUUCCUCUACCGUUGCUGUGAUCCAGCCACGACACAGCUCCUUGAAUGGGACGGCGCACAUCAGGUUCCUAUCAAGUCUGUCCAUGUCCGGGCGCUGGUGCAGGAAAUUCUCGUGCUGGCAGGGAGGGCCGAUGGCCAUGAAUCUUAA